Messenger RNA from Poecilia reticulata (guppy), 942 nucleotides. The record is from RefSeq and is a predicted model, not a curated record. Lineage: Eukaryota; Metazoa; Chordata; Actinopteri; Cyprinodontiformes; Poeciliidae.
UUUCUGUCUCGUCCUGCAGCUCUGUUCAACCUGAUUCCCGUGGGGCUGAGGGUGGUGGCCAUCCAGGGUGUGAAGGCCGCCCUCUAUGUGGGCAUGAACGCUGAGGGCUUCCUCUACACAUCUGAUAUUUUCACACCAGAAUGUAAAUUUAAGGAGUCUGUGUUUGAGAACUACUACGUCAUCUACUCGUCCACCAUAUACCGGCAGCACGAGUCGGGCCGGGCCUGGUUCCUGGGUCUGAACAAGGACGGCAUCAUUAUGAAGGGGAACCGAGUGAAGAAGACUAAACCCUGCUCACAUUUUGUCCCCAGACCCAUUGAAGUUUGCAUGUACAAGGAGCCAUCUCUGCAUGAGCUGGAGGAGAAGCUGCUGAAGUCGUCGCGGAGCCCGACACUGAACAGCGGCCGCGCCAGGAGCCUGGACCGACCAGAGCGGCGGUCCGCCAACUCCUCCACAGAGCGGGAGGCGUCAUAGCCUGCAGCGCCCCCCACAGGAGGAGGAGGAAGAGGAUGAGAACUCCCAUUUUAACAAUCCCUGUGUUCAGCAACUACAACCACACCGACCAACCGCCAAGACAACGAUGAUAAAGAAAACAAUGUAAAAAGAUUUUAAAAAUCCGGGGAAAUUCUUCUUGCUUGUGAUGAAAUAUUUUAACGAGCAAGGGCAUGGGGGAGGGGCUUGCUUGGAAAUGAAAAAAAAAAAAAAAAUCAGGACGUUGAUGAUUGAGAUUUACAUUUUAUGCAAAGAGUCCUGCUGAAAUAGUGCCAGGAGGCUAGCACACCUACUCCUCAUCAACACAUUGUAAGCAUCAUCAUUUCUGUCACAAUGAUGACAAAAUAUCUGUGGAGUCGGGCAAGCGCUCCGAACUCUGAAGCUUUAAGCCAUGUAGAAACUUCACUUCUCUUUGUUUUCUAAUGAAUGCUAAAACCUUCGCACUUCCCA